AUGCGUGAAGGUUUUCUAUCUGCAGUUUAUGUGGUAGCUAAUACUGGGAAGCAUGAGCCAUUACCUGAAUUUUAUAAAAAUAUUCAAGAAUUGCAAAAAACAGUAAAUGAUAACAAUGUAAAAGGCCACUUAACUAGUAAAGGAAAAGAACAAAUGUAUAUAAUGGGUGCUAGGUUGAAACGACAUUAUUCAAAAAUUCUUGAAGGGAUUCACGAUAGCAAGAAUAUCAAUGUUACGGCAAUGGACAACCCAAGAUCUCUUUUAAGUGCUAAUUUACUUCAAGCUGGUUUUCUUGGUCAGAGCCGUGAUGGAAGUUUGAAAAAAGACUGGAAGCCAAAAGAUUAUAAUAAGACUAAAAUACACGAAUCUUACGAAAAAGCAUUGAAGGCUUUUUAUGAUACCGACAAUUGUAAACAAUUAUUUUCUGAAAAAGUAAAAACAUACCUCGGUGGAGCAAAUACAACAUAUUCUGCAUUGAAAAGCAAAGUACAAGAACAUUUUCCACAAGUUAAAGAUGAAGAUAUGUGGAAACUGUAUAACCACUUUCUAUCUUUAAAAAAUGAUAAUAAAGAACUCCCAAAUUGGUUAACUUAUGAUGAUUUGUUAGAUAUGAAAGAAUAUGUGGACACCUAUAUAAGAACAUUCUCCAAAACAGUCGAACUGAAGCAACUUUCUUCGGGUAAAUAUGUGAAAGAAUUUGUUAAUUCACUCGAUAAGUUUCGCACGAGGCCUCAUGAUGCUGGUCCAAAAAUGAGGAUAUUUGCUGCUGAAGAAAUGAGUUUUGCAGCAAUAGUAGCAGGAUUAGGAGGCGAUAAAAAUUUUAAAAUUUGUGACGAAGAUAAACCAUUUGGAUGGCCAAAGAAUGGAGCAAUGAUCAUAGGAGAAUUACAUACAGAGUCAUCAACCAGACAUAAAUUCUUUAAGCUUUUAUAUUGGGAUCCUGAUGAAGAAAGACCUCAACAACUUCAUUUGAAUAACUGCAAACGUUGUGAAUGGUUACAAUAUAUGAUGUACAGACAUGGAGACCGUACUCCUGAUGAUUUGGAAAUGAACGCUUUUCCUAAUUAUGAAAAUGUUAAUAAAACAUGGUACCCUAUUGGAAAAGGACACUUGACUAAUGAUGGUGUCCUGCACAUGUUCAAACUCGGUGAAGCAGUCCGAAGCAAAUACAGUGACUUAUUUCAAGGAGUUUUCAAUAUGCCAACUUAUGAAACUGUAAGGACAUUUACUACAGAAUAUCCUAGAACCAGAGCGAGUGCCCUGGCAUACCUGGCAGGUCUUUUGCCACCUGCACAAGAACAACAAUGGGGCAGAGAGAGGGGUUGCAAUGGAAGAAGAUGCAGAGAACCAGAACUGGCAUCUCUAUGGAGACCUGUCACAUAUGUUCCAGAUGAAAAAUUAAAUUUGGCGGUCAACUUGUGGGCAAACUGCCCAGCAUUCUUCAACGAGACAUCACGUGUACAAAAUUCACAGGAGUUCCAGGACAAAUUUUCAAGAUAUCACAGAUUGAUGCAAGUUUUGUCAGCAAAUACAGGAAAAGAGAUCAAGUCUCCAAUUGAAGUCUGGACGUUGAGAACUUUGUAUGAAACCCAGGAAGCUGCUGGUAUUGAGAAGCCAACUUGGGUAUCCGACAACUGGAAUGAUAUCAACGAGUACACAGAUCUUGUCUUCCAAUCCAUGUUCCAUAAUGACAUUCAGAAACGAUUUGGAGCAGGAGUAAUUUUGAAGAAAAUAUUAGACGACUCCAAAGCCAAAGCAAGAAAUGCAGAUAAUCUCAAGGAACGCAAAAUGUUUGUAUACUCUGGUCACGAAACAACACUAGUUCCUUUAUAUGCUGCCUUAGCCGGAUCUGGUGGAUUUAUAGACAGACGUGGAUUUAGAGUACCCACACACAUCCCAGAAUUUACAGCAGCACUUGCCAUAGAACUGCACAGAUCAGUAUCAAGUGGAGAACAUUUUGUCAAAUUCUUCUACACAAAUGGUGACCGCAACUUCCAUCCACUAAAACGAUCAGAUUGUCCCGAGCUUUGCCCCUUAGACGAACUAGUACGCCUGACCCAAGCCUUGACAUACAGCACCGAAACAAUUCAGGAACAGUGCAAUCCAGGCGCAACUAUUUCAACAAGGCCACCAUCCGGUACGACUCCAUCAGGAACAAGUGAGACCACACGUUGGCCUACUUCAGCUACUGAAUGUCCUACAUAUCCUCCGACGAGUGAUACCAGGACACCAUUUCCAACAAAUACACCAACUUCUCCUACAACUCCGACUACAACUCCAACGACACCAUCAACGACUACAACUACACCAGCUCCUGGAACUCCGGUACCAGGUUUUCCUUCAUUUGUUAAAGGACCGAUUGUGUUUGAUGAAAGUCCGACGCCCUUUCCAUUUGGACAAAAACUUGAAGUUUUAGGCCGAAAACCAAUAGCCAGAUAUGCAGUUUACGAAACAAGCGACACAUUAUUGAGUGAACCAAUAGUCAAUAAUAACAUGAAAUCUUCGCCCUUUAUCCAAGUUUCACUAAAUGAUGACGAUGAUGAAGCUGCAGAUACAUAUGUAAAAGGAGCAUUAUUUCGAAAAGGAUUUGCAAAAGUAAGUAAUGAACUAUCGAGAAAAAAUGAAGAACUGCAAGAGCCAAUUGCUGAAGUCACAGUAAAUGAUAACGUAAAAUCUUGGCCAUUCAUCAAAGCUUCAAUAGACGAUGAGAUGGAUGGAGCAGUAGAUAUAAAUUUAAAAGACACAAUACUACGAGAUCCAAUUGCAGAACUGACUGUGAAUGAUCACAAAAAAUUUUUACCAGUUGUCAAAGCUUCGAUAGAUGAUGAGAUAAAUGGAGCAAGAUCAAGAAACCCUAGGCGAAGCAAUGGAAUCUCAGACCAAGAACAAGUAGCCAGAGCAGGCAAUGGAAUCUCAGACCCACAACAAGGACCUAGAGCAGGCAAUGGAAUCUCAGACCAAGAACAAGUAGCUAGAGCAGGCAAUGGUAUAUCAGACCAAGAACAAGUAUCUAAAGCAGGCAAUGGAAUCUCAGAUCAAGAACAAGUAGCCAGAGCAGGCAAUGGAAUCUCAGAUCAAGAACAAGUAGCCAGAGCAGGCAAUGGAAUCUCAGAUCAAGAACAAGUAGCCAAAGCAGGAAAUGGAAUCUCAGAUCAAGAACAAGUAGCCAGAGCAGGCAAUGGAAUCUCAGAUCAAGAACAAGUAGCCAGAGCAGGCAAUGGAAUCUCAGAUCAAGAACAAGUAGCCAAAGCAGGCAAUGGAAUCUCAGAUCAAGAACAAGUAGCCAGAGCAGGCAAUGGAAUCUCAGACCCACAAGAAAGACCUAGAGCAGGCAAUGGUAUCUCAGACCCACAAGAAAGACCUAGAGCAGGCAAUGGAAUCUCAGACCCACAAGAAGGACCUAGAGCAGGCAAUGAAAUAUCAGACCCAGAAGUAGGACCUAGAGCAGGCAAUGGAAUCUCAGAUCAAGAACAAGUAGCCAAGGCAGGCAAUGGAAUCUCAGAUCAAGAAAAAGUAGCCAGAGCAGGCAAUGGAAUAUCAGACCCACAAGAAGGACCUAGAGCAGGCAAUGGAAUCUCAGACCCACAAGAAGGACCUAGAGCAGGCAAUGGAAUCUCAGACCAAAAACAAGUAGCCAGAGCAGGCAAUGGAAUCUCAGACCAAGAACAAGUAGCCAGAGCAGGCAAUGGAAUCUCAGAUCAAGAACAUGUAGCCAGAGCAGGCAAUGGAAUCUCAGACCAACAACAAGAAGCAAUCGGAGAGGAAACUAUGAAAGAUACAAUACUAUGAGAGCCAACUACAAAAAAGCAAUAAAA
Molecule: messenger RNA, 3815 nt
Organism: Ctenocephalides felis (cat flea)
Lineage: Eukaryota; Metazoa; Arthropoda; Insecta; Siphonaptera; Pulicidae
Exons: 16
Coding region: 1-3789 (1262 amino acids)
Biological process (GO): dephosphorylation
Molecular function (GO): phosphatase activity
Source: RefSeq, a predicted model, not a curated record